Molecule: messenger RNA, 2406 nt
Organism: Trichoderma aggressivum f. europaeum
Lineage: Eukaryota; Fungi; Ascomycota; Sordariomycetes; Hypocreales; Hypocreaceae
Exons: 2
Coding region: 1-2406 (801 amino acids)
Cellular component (GO): nucleus; cytoplasm
Molecular function (GO): protein binding
Source: RefSeq, a predicted model, not a curated record
AUGUUCGUCCUUAGAAACGUUGGCAAGCUGAUCUUCGGCUCCGCUACACAAGAAUCCCUCAUUGAGCUCCCUCAAGGCCAGCUCUACCUCGUCCGACCCCUCUCACCCAAGGGCUACUCAGAGCUCAUCUUCAAGGACUCUGCCAUCCGUAUCCGUCGAACCAACCAAGACUUCCAAUACCAGCUCGUUGUGCAGCGUGUGUUUGAGGAAGGAGAAGCUGAACUGCUCGCCGACGAGGAGGGUGAAGACGCAGAGAUCGACGCUCUCGUUGGCGAACGCGACGAAAAGACCUUUCUGCUCGACGAGGCCCUGCACUUUCGCAUUGAGAUCAGAGAGGGCGGCGACGAAACCGUCCUCGCCUGGAAAGACUUGAGCGGAGACAACGGCGAUCUCUACGAGUUUGUGUGCGACAGCGUUGUCACAACUGCAGAGGCGAAGCGUUUUCUUCAGACGGCCCAGGAGUGCCAAUACGAGCGAAAGUACCGCAAGCCGCACACGACAGCCUCGGACGAGGAUCUUGAACAAUUCGAGUUCCCCGAGGAGCAACCCAUCCCUCCCGCUAGCCCCAUUCACAGCCCGACUCUCACCAGGUCCAUCGACUCUAUCGACGACAUGUUCGCCAAGAGGACUGUCAAGCGGGAACCCGCGGCGGCGGAGCCCUUAGAGGAGCCCCAAGAGGUGGAAAUCGAGGCUCCCCAGAAAGCAUUGGGAUCAACUGCCGCUCCGAAGCCUCUUGAGAUCUAUGCUGCUGUGUCUGGCGAAUUGCAUCUCUAUGAUCCACAAGCAGGGCACUUUUCCCAGGUUGAAGAUUCCGUUAUUGCCGCAGUAUCUGAAGUUGGGAAAUGGGAGUAUUGGCUGCAGCUUGAUGCUGCAGGAAAAUCAAUUCUGGGCACCUUUGUUACUCCCGAAAUCAACCCUGUAUUCGACUUUGAGCAUCUAUCCUUCAUUUUCAACCACUGGGCGGAAGAUGGAACCGGAAGGUCUUGGCUGCUCCGUUUUAAGGAUCAGCCAACCCUGGAGAAGUUCCAGGAAGGUGUGAUGCAGGCCAUUUGGGAGAAACUCAAUGAAACCAAAUGGAAGAAGAUUCAGGAGAAAGAGCGCGAGUAUGUCUUGGAUGCAUUCAACGACCUCGCUAUGGAGGAUGCCCCGACAGAGGAGGAAGAAGAGGAAGAGGUCGAGGAAGAGCCUGAAUAUGAAGAGGACGAAGACGAAGACGAAGGGCAACAGGAGUUGUCUGAUGGAGAAGUCAACUCCCAGCUUGCCGUGGGCUACAAACAUGACCGCUCCUUUGUUGUUCGCGGCUCCAAGAUUGGAGUCUUUACCCACACUCCGGAUAAUCAUCUCAAGUUCUCCACCAAUAUUUCCAAGGUGACCACCCCUGGAGGUAAACUGAUGAACCCCAAGAAGGUCAUGCUUCACAAGGAGGAUAGAGAUAUGAUUAUGCAAAACGACGUGGACCCGAACAAGCUCUAUCGCAUGGACAUUGAGUAUGGCAAGGUCGUCGAUGAGUGGAAUGUCCAUGACGACAUACCCGUCACAACAUUUGCUCCGGAGAACAAGUUUGCGCAGAUGACCGGAGAACAGACGUUCCUGGGUAUCUCUCACAAUGCCCUUUUCCGAGUCGACCCUCGCCAAGCGGACAACAAGAUUGUCGAGUCAGAGCUGAAGCAGUACGUAUCGAAGAACGAUUUCUCUUCUAUUGCUACUACCGGGAAGGGCUACAUCGCUGUGGCCAGCAACAAGGGUGACAUUCGCCUGUUUGACCGUCUUGGAAUCCGAGCCAAGACGCAGCUCCCUGCCCUUGGUGAUCCGAUUACUGGCAUGGACGUUUCGGCUGAUGGCAGAUGGAUCUUGGGAACUACCAAGAACUACAUCCUCCUCGUCGACGCCCAGCAGCAUGGUGGAAAGAACGAGGGAAAGCUUGGUUUCGAAAAGCCAUUCGCCGCCGACUCGAAGCCCCGCCCUCGUCGUCUGGCUCUUUCACCGGAGCACGUCGCUCAGUUUUACCACGAGACUGGCCAGCCCGUGUCCUUCACGCCUGCCAAAUUCAACGCUGGUGAGGAUGCAGAGGAGACGAGUAUCAUUACCGCCUCUGGACCGUACAUCAUCGAGUGGAACCUCAAGCGGGUUAUUCGCGGCCAGAAGACGCCAUACAAGAUUAAGCGAUACGAAGAGAAGGUCAUGGCUGACGACUUCAAGUUUGGCUCGGACAAGAAUGUCAUUGUUGCUCUGCCCAACGAAGUCAACAUGGUUGCCAAACAGAGCCUCAAGAUGCCUACCCGAGAAAGCAUCAUCGGCGACGUCCGACUGCUUGGUAGUGGACGGAGGUCUUCGGGGCGAAUUGGCAACGCCAAGAGCGGCCAGUAUAAGCUCGGAAGAGAUGACAUCGUGGAGUCAGCUUAUUAA